Molecule: messenger RNA, 1644 nt
Organism: Rotaria sordida
Lineage: Eukaryota; Metazoa; Rotifera; Eurotatoria; Philodinida; Philodinidae
Source: the annotation of a GenBank genome assembly
ACUUAUCCUUUUGGGCCUUUUCAUACCUCACUGGGGUCUAUCUUUCACACUGAGUUCGAACUCAAAAGCGAUUGGACAGUUGAAAAGGUUCCCUCGUAAGAUAUGGUUUCUAACAAAAACAACAUUUUUUGCUAAGAAAAUGAUUUCUUAUUUGAAGCAAUAAUCUUUUUAAUAAAAAAGAAUUGUAAAAGAAAUUUCUUGCAAAAAAAUCAAACUCAAAAUUUUCAAUAGCUGAUUGCAGAUUCGGAUUUCUUGAUUCUAAUUACCUAUGGUUCCAAUUCACUAGUGAAAUCUAAGUCAAAUCUAGUCAAAUUCAAACCCAAAUCCAGUCGAAUCUCACGUUUGGAUUUGACAGGACUUGGGUAUGAUGCACCUCUAGCAGCUACUGUUCUUGAGUCAUGGAAAAGUAGCUCUUUAUUCAUUCAUUGUCGAGCUUGAUCAAGUUCAAGCUUUUGGUGUUUGAGCUCGAUCGAAUUCGAGUAUGUAUAUUCGAGUUCGAACUCAAUCGAGCUUCGAGCUCGAAUCGGGACUCCAAGUCGAGCCCGAUAUAUUCGAGCUCAAACAGUUUGGAUUUGGUGCAUGUCUAAUCUUAAAUCAUUUUUAUUAUCUUUAAAAAAGAAUCUUUUUAACCAUUGUAAAAUGUUUUAAUACUUGUUCAAAUAAUUAUUCAAUUUUUUUAAAAAUUAUUCAUCUUUUUAACUUUCAGGAAAUUGAUGAUAGAUAAAUAUAUUCUUCAUAACAUUUAUCGAUGCAAUGAAAUUUUAGGACCGCACAAGCAACGAUGAUUUAUUCCAUGACGAAACUUCGAUUAAUCAAAUCUCACAUAAAUCUAUAUCUCAAUUGACGACUAUACUAAAAUUCGUUCAAUCUCUGAUUGAACCGAUCAUUUUAGAGCGAAUUUUACAUUUGCCAACAUCAAUCGAUCUAUGAAUAGGAGCAUUUAUGAAUGAGAAUCUAUUGAAUAUUACAACUCAUGUAUUAAUCAAUGAAGUUUGUUAUUUGAGAUAAAUUAUUUGAAUUGGUUUGACUUUAUUUUUAUUGGUAUUUUAAAAUCCUGUUGUGGGUAAAUGUACAAAAUGUGGUGGUUCAUGAAAAGAGCAUCACUGUAUAACAUAUGAAUAUGAAACUAAUGUUCGCCGUCUUAACAAUCUAUGCUCAUCAAGUGAUAUUGAUAAAGGAAUUAGUGAUUUAGAAGAUGAAAAAGCCAAAAUAGAAGAUAAUUAUACAAAAAACUUUCAAAAGUUUUUCAUGUAAAUGCAAUUAUUCCAAUAAAUGACGAUAUGUUAAAAUAUAUUAGAGUUUUUAUAGAAGAACAAAUGAAAAAAAAAAAUUUUGGUUGUGAAAAUAAUGAUAUUAUUCAAAAUCUUGAACAAAUGAUAAAAGAUUAUACGAAAGAAAUAGAUUUAUUUAAACAAACAGUAAAAAAAUGAAAAAGACGCACUCAAACCUAAAAUUAUAUUUCCUUUAGUUGGAAGUGUUUAUCGAUUACCCAUUAAUGGAAAAAAAAUUCGUGAACAAGUCAAUGCGUUAAAAAUAAGUCAAACUGAUAUUUCAUUAGAACGAGAAGUUUUUGAUGAACUAUCAGCUAAAGCUAAUUCAUCAACAAUAAUGCAUCAAUUCAAAUCUAUUAUUUCCAACAAAUAA